Messenger RNA from Seminavis robusta, 459 nucleotides. NCBI's taxonomy places the organism in Eukaryota, Bacillariophyta, Bacillariophyceae, Naviculales, Naviculaceae. The record is from the annotation of a GenBank genome assembly.
AUGGGCCUCGAGACAUGGGUGUUUAGCAACGAGCCCUGUCGGUUGGAGUCCACUAUCAACACCACAGAGUUCUUGGAAGAAUUCCCUCUGAUCUUUCAAAACAAUGCGCACCCCAAUGCAGCUUUUACCUUUGGUGGAGCGGCCAUUCCACUCAUUGCAAUCCUACCAGUGGAAGCCGACUCGGCGACCAGGGGCCAACCAUCGGAUGAUGGAACCUCCAUACGAGUGCAGCACUCAUUGGACCAAUCGGGGCAGCAGCAAGACCUCUUAUCUCUGGAGGUCCUACUAUUACCAGACGACGGCGACCAAGUGGUCUUUCCAGACUGCAGUUUGUUUAUUGACGACUUGCAGUGUUGUUGCGAAGCGUGCGAUCCAAUAAAUAGUUUGGAUCGUAGCUGUGCUUGUGCGGGAUCGUCGUCGUCCCAUUGUCAAACUUUCUGCGCCAAUGAUUUCAAAUAA